Molecule: messenger RNA, 2494 nt
Organism: Arabidopsis thaliana (thale cress)
Lineage: Eukaryota; Viridiplantae; Streptophyta; Magnoliopsida; Brassicales; Brassicaceae
Product: C3H4 type zinc finger protein (DUF23)
Exons: 2
Coding region: 599-2350 (583 amino acids)
Cellular component (GO): membrane
Molecular function (GO): glycosyltransferase activity
Source: RefSeq, marked reviewed
CAUACAUGUUCCUGCAUAUUUUAAACACUCUUCGAAUGUUUUAUCGAAAAAUUAAAAACAUUCUUAAUUAGGAUGAAAAUUACUACGACAGAUCACACUAUACGGUACUAUAACGUGGAUAAUUACUACAUAGUAUUGUAUUAUUGAGCUUGUAUAAGUAUUUGUGACAAUAAUACCAAAGAGUUUUAGAUAUUUUAUUGGUUUUUCUAAGGAAAUACAGAUAGAUAAACCUGUCGAACCGGUUGAUUUAGCACAAUAAGCGGUCAUGAAACGUCUUCUACAUCAAAGUUCGUAAAUUUCCAUGAAACGUCUUUGAGCACCGAGGAAGAAAGUUUAAAAUUCCUAAAGAAACACACAAAUUAAAAAAGGCAAAACCUAAACCCCAUAUUUAUUUGUCUUUUUUUCUUUAUCAGAGAAUUUUAAAAAGGUAAAAAUAGAUUAUAUUCUAUUCCUUCAGAAAAUUUUUAUCGUCCUAAAAUCUUCGUAGCCUGCAACAAAGAAAGACUAAGAAAGAACUAAAAUAUUUUGCUUCGUCUAAUUACUUUUUUCCUUUGGAUUUAAUUCUCAGCCAUCGCCGCCGUUUUCGGCGGUGUAAAAAAUGAAGAACCGUAGGAAACGCGGUGGUUUAAGCAGUGUCGACGUCGUUGUUUCAUGGAGAAGAUUUUUCCGAUUUGUUUCUUUGUUCGUCUUCUCCUUCGUUCUCUUCUCUGCUUUCUUCAUCUUCUUAGGCAAAAUUCGACCGGUGGUGCGGUCUUCGGUCAACGCAGUUCUUCGUGGUUCUGUACCGGUGGUUAAGGUGAUCACGAUCCAUGAAGCAGUUGAGUUUCCCGACCAAACAUUGAUUUUCCUAAAAUACCCUCCAUCUUCUCGGUUUUUUACGAAAGAGGACCUCUUUUGCGUUUUCUCCGACGUAAACGAUUCGUCUAAACUUUUUAAAGAGCUUCCUUUCGCGGUGGAAACCGACGACUAUGGCCGUCAGAUCGUACGGUGUUCCGCCGUGCCUCGUGGCAAUACUGUAUCCCUCGCCGUUUCGAGAUGGAGGGUUGAUGAUUAUAAUCUCCAAGUAGGGCUCACACACCGAUGGGAUUGGCUGGUGUACGACGCCGUGAUCGACGACGACAAUUCCACGGUGGUUUUUGUCAAGGGGCUUAAUCUACGGCCAGGAAAGGUUGCUGACGCGUCGAGAUAUGAGUGUGUAUACGGUUGGGAUUUCACAAAGCCCAAACUUUUGCUUAGAGCACAAGCUAUCUCUGCGGCCCAAGAGAUCGUACGUUGUAAAACGCCACUGACAGUAUUAGACGGCCCAAGAAGGGCCCAAUCUCAACCGGUGAAAGUUUCUGUGAGGAUCAAAGGAAGUGGGAUGCUUCCUUCUGUAGCUCAUCCAAUUAAACGUCCGGGUCGGAUCAAAGUCUCGAAAACGUUUGAAACGUGUGUUUGCACCAUGACGCGAAACGCAGCAAACGUUUUACGAGAAUGGGUGAUGUAUCACGCCGGAAUCGGCGUUCAACGGUGGUUCAUCUACGACAACAACAGCGACGACGACAUUGUUUCCGAGAUCAAGAAUCUAGAAAAUCGCGGUUACAACAUCUCGAGACAUUUUUGGCCGUGGAUCAAAACUCAGGAAGCAGGAUUCGCAAAUUGCGCGAUUCGAGCAAAGAGCGAUUGCGAUUGGGUCGCGUUUAUCGACGUCGACGAGUUCUUCUACAUCCCCUCUGGUCAAACUCUAACCAACGUAAUCAGAAAUCACACGACAACACCAUCAUCGUCCGGCGAGAUCGGUGAAAUUCGAACGCCGUGUCACAGUUUUGGACCGUCGGGACUUAGAGAUCCACCGCGCAGCGGAGUCACAGCGGCGUACACAUGUCGUAUGGCGUUACCGGAGAGACAUAAAAGCAUAAUUAGACCGGAAUCGCUAAACGCAACGCUAAUAAACGUCGUUCAUCAUUUUCACUUAAAAGAAGAAUUCGCGUUUGUUGACGUGGAUAAGAGUACGAUGGUAAUUAACCAUUAUAAAUAUCAGGUUUGGGAUAUUUUUAAGGAGAAGUUUAAAAGGAGAGUAGCGACUUAUGUGGCGGAUUGGCAAAACGAAGAGAAUGUCGGGUCGAAAGAUCGGGCACCUGGUUUAGGGACCCGACCCGUUGAACCAACUGAUUGGGCUGAGAGAUUCUGUGAGGUGAGCGAUAUUGGGCUUAGGGAUUGGGUGUUGGAGAAAUUCAGUGACCGUAAAACGCAGCGUUUAGUAUGGGAGAGAGAAGCAAGGAGAGUGGAAGAUGAAGUUAUAGUUCAAAUGGGCUCGUGGGCCGAUAAAAGAGUUGGUCGGAAGAGGAAAAAGCAAUUAAAAGCCCAAUAGGUUUUGUUUUUGUUUUCUUAAUUUCCACGGUGAAAAAAUAACGUAGAGAUAGGGACAUAUUUGUAAAUAUUGAUUGCUUCCCGGGGAAAAAAAAAAUGUUAUACUCUUUACUUAAUAAGUUAAUAAAAAACGUCAGUUUAGACU